GCGCUGAGGAUGGGGCUGGCCUAGUGUGGGAGGGGGAAUUGGAAGCUUGGGGGAGGAGCCUGUGCACCAGCCACUGUCCGAGUUCUGCCAGCAAUCGAGUCCGAGUGUCUGGUUAUUACUGUACCGCCACUCGUGCGCCGCGGUACUACAGAGUCGCUGGGUUGCCGGGUCCGAGUAGCUGCGCGCGCGAGCGGCAGCAGGGAAUGGAAACAGAAAACACGGGCAGCUACUCUCUUCAGCAAGCUCAAGCUUUUUAUACAUUUCCACUCCAACAAAUGAUGACUGAAGUUCCUAAUAUGGCAGUUACGAAUGCACAAGAAAUGCCAACUGAAGUUCCAGCCCCAACACCUGCUCAGGAACCCACGCAAGAGACUCCUCCAAAAGGAAGGAAAAGAAAACCCAGAACAACAGAACCGAAAACGCCAGUGGAGCCCCCAAAACCUGCUGAGGCCAAAAAGUCUGGCAAGUCCACAAAGUCAAAAGAAAAGCAAGAAAAAAUUACAGAUACAUUUAAAGUGAAAAGAAAAGUGGACCGUUUCAAUGGUGUUUCAGAAGCUGAACUUCUGACCAAGACUCUACCAGACAUUUUGACCUUCAAUCUGGACAUUGUAAUUAUUGGCAUAAAUCCAGGACUGAUGGCUGCUUACAAAGGGCAUCACUACCCUGGGCCUGGAAACCAUUUUUGGAAGUGCCUAUUUAUGUCAGGGCUGAGUGAGGUCCAACUGAGUCACAUGGACGAUCACACUCUACCAGGGAAAUAUGGUAUUGGAUUUACCAAUAUGGUGGAAAGGACAACACCAGGCAGCAAGGAUCUUUCCAGUAAAGAAUUUCGUGAAGGAGGACGUAUUCUAGUGCAGAAAUUACAGAAAUAUCAGCCACGAAUAGCAGUGUUUAAUGGAAAAUGUAUUUACGAAAUUUUUAGUAAGGAAGUUUUUGGAGUAAAGGUUAAGAACUUAGAGUUUGGACUUCAACCCCAUAAGAUCCCAGAUACAGAAACUCUCUGCUAUGUGAUGCCAUCAUCCAGUGCAAGAUGUGCGCAGUUUCCUCGCGCCCAGGACAAAGUGCAUUACUACAUUAAGCUGAAGGACUUAAGAGAUCAGUUGAAAGGCAUUGAACGAAACACAGACGUUCAAGAAGUGCAAUAUACAUUUGACCUACAGCUCGCCCAAGAGGAUGCAAAGAAGAUGGCUGUGAAGGAAGAAAAAUACGACCCGGGUUAUGAAGCAGCGUAUGGCGGUGCUUACAAUGAAAACCCCUGCCCUGGUGAACCUUGUGGAUUCUCUUCAAAUGGGCUGGCUGCUGACAAUGGAGAAUCAACUUUCAGUGACAUUCCAAAUGGACAGUGGAUGACCCAGUCGUUUACAGACGAGAUCCCUUCAUUUAGUAAUCACUGUGGGACGCAAGAACAAGAAGGAAACCACGUUUAAGGAUGGUGUUUUUCAGCCCUGCUUAAAUGCUGCAAUUUUAAUGCAGUUGUCAAGUGGCCCUCGGUUUGCUAGCUGAAGCAUUUUAUUCGUAUUUUAUUCAGGUGUUGUGAUCAAGGUACAGUGGAGUCAACUGUACGGACCUAAGUAGUUUGGAAGGAAAAGGGUUUUUCUGUAUAUGAGUUUUUGUAUUUGAAUUAACCAUCAUUCCAGCUUUUUUAUAAAACUGUAUUUCAUUUAUGAAGAAAUUAAUUUUCUUUGGGGCGUCACUUUUAACCUGUAAUUUAAAAAUGCAAGAGUCUGCAUCUUUACACUUGACUAUGAACUGUGCAUAAACUUAGAUGCACCAUUCUCCCUUUUCAUGCCUAAGAAGGGCAUGCUGCUAAUAAGAUUCCUGCUGGUAAAGAGACACGUGUGCUGAUUUUCAUCUAUGAGCUUAACCCUUGAUGGAGUCUCAUCUGGUAGUUUUUCACAGUGUUUAAUAGGCUUCCUGACUUGUGGUCACACUCAGGCCUCCUUGCUUUACCAGUGGUGAGCAUUUGUGAGGUUGUUUUGCCCUAGAAAUAUAGAGUAUGGCCUUGCAGCAGCAAGGUUAACCCGGCCUUACCUUGCAGGGCAUGAGCCCUGCCUUUGGUCCUCUCACCCCCAUCUGCUGAUCCUCUAGUAGGAAGAAACUAUUCUGCUGAGAUGGUAAGUUCCAGAGAAUGCAGAAAACCUUAUUAAACUUUCCUACUUCAUCUGUGUUUUACUUGAGAGACAUAACAUUUGAUAGGAAGGAGACUGAACUUCUCUCUCAGUAUCUAUCACCAUUCUAAUUUUAUCCUCCUUGACUUUUAGCAUGUAACAUAGAAAUGAUGAGAAAUGAACUUUCAGGUUGAGUAACAAGAGGCUGGAGGUUGUUUGAUAAUCUUAUUUAAACUGGUGCUUUAUGUACAUGAGAUGUACUAAAAUAAAUAAUACAGAAUUUUUCUUGCUAGAUAAAUCAAGUAAGCCAGUAAUUUUUUAAAAAUUAUCUGCAUCAUUGCUGUUUGUUACUGUGGACUAAGUGAACCUCAUGUCAAGGUUAGUUUGAAAUAAUGUACUUUUGUGAUUUUCUAAUGCUUAUUCCAUGGUGCUACAAAUAGUCCAGACUACUAGGCCUGGUGGAUAUCAAAGCUGGGUAUUCAGAAAUGCCACUUGCAUUUACUCCUGAUCACAGCUGAAUAUUCUGAUUUUAUUCCUACCCAGGGAGCAUGUUGUUUCUCAAUAUGAAAAUAUUUAUGAAGUUUUUUUUUCCUAAAAGAUUAUAUAGCCUGUUCUUUUUAUAAUAAGAGAUACAAAUUCUUGUGAAUUUUAACAUGGUUUUUAGCUGUAGCCAUGAUGGAUUUUAUUUUUCCCUUAGUCUAGGUCAAGCCAUGUAAAAGUCAUUCAUGUUAUUUAAAUCAUGUACUGUAUUGCUGUUUACAUGGAUGUUUUGUGCAGGUGCUUUUAUGUGCCUUGCAUCAGGGAUUAGGAACAAUUUAAUUAUUUUUUCAUGGGAUUAUGUAAAGCAUGUAACUAGGUAUUGCUUUGGUUUUUAAUGAUUGUAGUCUUUACAUAGAUUGGUUUUUGUUUUUUGAAUGGAGAAAAUAUCCUUUAAAUUAUGGUGGAUACUCACUAGAGAAUGGGUUUUAAGGAUUUUUCCAAGCAUACAAUAAUGGUGUUUUCAUUAAAUAUGACAGAUGAAUAGUACAUGUUGAUAUACACUAUACAUGAGAAUAUGAGACUUUUUCAUUAAAUAAUAUUGAAAAAGUUUUAAAAUUCAUUUGAAAGUCUGAUUGUUUUUUACAAUAAAAAAUAUUGAGAAUGAUUAUCCUUAA
This is a messenger RNA of Capra hircus (goat), 3262 nucleotides long. It is a transcript of the gene TDG, whose product is annotated as thymine DNA glycosylase. Gene Ontology annotation, molecular function: mismatch base pair DNA N-glycosylase activity. The coding region runs from base 204 to 1427 and encodes 407 amino acids. The record is from RefSeq and is a predicted model, not a curated record. NCBI's taxonomy places the organism in Eukaryota, Metazoa, Chordata, Mammalia, Artiodactyla, Bovidae. Gene Ontology annotation, cellular component: nucleus. Gene Ontology annotation, biological process: base-excision repair, AP site formation. The transcript has 10 exons.